Molecule: messenger RNA, 2175 nt
Organism: Sinocyclocheilus rhinocerous
Lineage: Eukaryota; Metazoa; Chordata; Actinopteri; Cypriniformes; Cyprinidae
Gene: mfsd1l
Product: major facilitator superfamily domain containing 1-like
Exons: 13
Coding region: 208-1662 (484 amino acids)
Biological process (GO): transmembrane transport
Molecular function (GO): transmembrane transporter activity
Source: RefSeq, a predicted model, not a curated record
AAAGGCGGGAAACUGUCAGUCGAUAGAACAUCCGGAUAGACUGUUCCCACAGUUUAACGCUUUUAAUCAUUUCAUCAUGAUUUACAGAUCAUCAGAUAUCUGCGGCACAUUCUGAAGAUCUCCACCUUUGUGGGUCACGUAAACAAAAAGAAUUUAGUCUGCUUUGUCGUUAUUUGAGAGGACUGCAGUGAUUUCUCUGGGGUCGAGAUGGCCAAAGUAGCAGAACAAGCCUAUUACCGGUUUGUGGUCCUGUUUUUUAACUGUAUGCUGACUUUCGGCUCUUAUUUCUGCUUUGACAUUCCCAGUGUCCUGCAGGAGCAGUUUCAGGGGAAUUUGACAUGUCCAAACGGGACGGUGAGUAACAGCACUGCUAAUGGCACAGGAGCGUGUGUGGAAGGUUUGGGAAUGACGCCACAGGAGUACAACCUGCUUUAUGCCAUCUACGCCUGGACGAAUGCUGUGGUGGUCAUCAUGGCGGGAUUCCUCAUUGAUAAGUUGGGAAACCGCUUUGGUGUUUUCCUGUUCUCCUUCCUGACUGUGUUGGGAUCAGCUAUCUUUGCAUUGGGGUCUCAUUUUAAGGGCACGACAUACCUGUUGCCCCUCAUGCUGACCGGACGACUUCUGUUUGGUUCUGGAAACGGAUCCCUGACCAUUGUCCAAAACCGUAUCACGGCGUUCUGGUUCCGUGGGAAGGAGCUGGCUCUGGCGUUUGGACUGACUCUGGCCUUCUCCCGCUUGGGCUCGGUUCUGAACUUCUUCCUGACGCAGAGGUUUGAGUCUCAGUACGGUAUGCAGUGGACGCUGUGGGGAGGCACGUUCCUGUGUGUUCUUGGCUUCCUGUCGGCUGUAACGGUCAGCGUUCUGGAUAAGAUGGGCAUGAAGCAGUUGGGAUUGGAUGGAGUGAUUCAGGAGGAGUCACGCAAAGUGAGAGUUCAGGAUGGAUGUGGUCUGUCUCUCAGAUACUGGCUGCUGGUUCUUACCAUCAUGUUCUUUUAUAAUGGCAUCUUCCCCUUCAUCGCUGAUGCCAGUAAGUUUAUCCAGGAUAAAUACAGUGGGUACAGUCAGAAGGAGGCGGCGUACAUCGCAGGCGCUGUGUAUGACAGUUCACUGGUGCUGUCUGCUGCUGUCGGCAUCCUCAUCGACUAUGUGGGGCUGCGCGGUGUGCUUGCGGGGCUCUGUGCCGUGUUGACGCUGCCUGUGUUUGGUCUGCUGGCCUUCACGUUCAUCCCUCCUCUCAUAUCUACCAUCUGGCUCGGCAUCACUUACUCAUUCGCUGCUGCGAGCAUGUGGCCCUCCAUCCCGCUGGUGGUUCCUCAAGCCACACUGGGCACAGCGAUGGGACUGGCCACAUCCGUACAGAUGAUCGGCAUCGGCAUUUCUAACCUGGUGGUGGGACAGAUACUGGGAACCAAAUCCAGUGAUGUUAAGAUCCCGUUGUGGAGAUGGCAAUAUAUGAUGAUCUUUAUGCUGGCCAAUACCAUCAGCUGCAUAGUCACCUCUACCAUCCUCAACAUCGUUGACUACAGACAGGGAAGCACUCUGAAUAAGACGUCUAAGAGGUCAGCGGCUCAGAGCGCUCCUGCUCAGACCGACAGAGAACCGCUGAUGAAUGAAGAGGACAACGAGGAGAUAAACGACGCUCCAUCCAUCAACAGGACAUAGAGGAAUCGCUCACGUUCUGUCUCUCGUGUCAUUGGACGUUACUAAAGGGAAACACGUGCUCUCAGAAACGUGUCAUAUGAUGUUCAGUAUUAACGCUAACAUAAAGACUUCAGGUACCCUCAUUUGAAGAGUUUCACUUUUUAGGCCAGUCCUAAAACUCUAUGAUUGACUACCACGUUUAAUGUAAUACUUUAAAAAAUGUGAAAGAUCGGUAAUAAUUUCUUAUGCAUUAUGGAAGCUGGUAUGGAAAUAUUGACACUCAUCUGUUUUAUAACAUCAAACAAACAUCGCUUGUUAUUGUGUGUUAUUGUCCUACUAAUUUGAGGAAAUCAGAGGGUUUGUCUAAAUUUAUUAUGUCAUGUCAUUUUAAAAACAAAAUGGGUCAGAUUCACGCAUCAUGAAAUUUUAACAUUGCCUUUGAACUUGCAUUAAUGGCUGCUUACAAAAUGAUUGAAUAAUAUGCAUUUUGCAAUUUUUAAGGUUUUUUUAAAAAUAAAAAAUAACGUUUUGUGC